Fusarium proliferatum ET1 is the source of this 699-nucleotide messenger RNA. RefSeq lists its product as uncharacterized. Lineage: Eukaryota; Fungi; Ascomycota; Sordariomycetes; Hypocreales; Nectriaceae. The transcript has 2 exons. The coding region runs from base 1 to 699 and encodes 232 amino acids. The record is from RefSeq and is a predicted model, not a curated record. Gene Ontology annotation, biological process: ribosomal large subunit biogenesis. Gene Ontology annotation, cellular component: preribosome, large subunit precursor.
AUGCAACUUGGCAAGCCUUGGUGCAGCACAUGCUGCAUCAACUUCAAUACUUUUGAGGAGCACCGGGAGCACUCAAAUGUUUUCAAGAUCCAAAUUCGACAUAGUGGCCCAUCUAUUCCUCGUUAUGUCAUGGACAAAGCUAUGGAAAACUGGGAUCGAGUCAAGGAAUCAUGGGAUGAGCCGUCGGAAGAAAGUACAGGAGAUUGGUCAGAGGUCUGUGAGGUAGAGACUCCAGAAUUUAACGAAGAACUCUGCCUCUUUUGCCGCCACACGAGCUCGAACUUUGACAAUAAUAUGGCUCACAUGAAGGCAUGCCAUGGUUUCACCAUCCCAACCCAGAAAAGUCAGGACAUUGCUAUAUCUUUUGUAAGACGCCUUCGUAGCAUCGUAUUCGACUGCUACGAAUGUAUAUUUUGCGGCAAGCAACGCCGCACGUUGGAAGGGAUUCAACAUCACAUGGUUGCCAAGAACCACUGUCAUUUUCAGAUGACAUGCGAGAUUUCGAGAUUCUGUAAGGAGGAAGAAAGAUUUGACGCUCAAGAAACCCGAGAAAGCCAUGAUACUCAGCUUGUACGACCAGCUCAGGCUUCCCAUAACGACGGGACUAUCAUUCAGCGUCCCCGGCUGCAACGCAUGCCGAAGUUUCUAGGAUGUGAGAGCACCGGAGACGGCCAUCAUAAGUACGAAGAGGAGCAAUGA